Messenger RNA from Kalmanozyma brasiliensis GHG001, 381 nucleotides. RefSeq lists its product as uncharacterized. Bases 1 to 381 code for a protein of 126 amino acids. The transcript is spliced from 2 exons. The record is from RefSeq and is a predicted model, not a curated record. Lineage: Eukaryota; Fungi; Basidiomycota; Ustilaginomycetes; Ustilaginales.
AUGUCGUCUAACAUCAGUCAAGCCAACAACAGCAGCAACGCUACGGGAGCCCGGCCUCUUUCAGUCGGCGACGACCGUCUGGCAUCGGACAACAACUUCACCGACCAGUCCUCCGCCCACCCCAACCCCACGGGAGCAGACCAGCAACGCGAGACAGGCGAGACCAUCGACCAAGGCGGCUACGGCCUUUCUGCUUCUGGCGGUGACCAGUUCUCGAAGGAGAACCAGACGGGCCAAGGCUUCUCUUCGACCGAGCAGGCGAGGUCAGGAUCAGGGGGACAAUUCCAGCCCAGCGUGCAGGACUCGAUGGGCAACACCAGCUUCCGCGCAGAUGCACCUUCGGACACCGACGCCGUGACUCACCGUGCUCCAGAUAUGUAA